Messenger RNA from Conger conger (European conger), 6370 nucleotides. RefSeq names its product integrin, beta 8 (gene itgb8). Gene Ontology annotation, cellular component: focal adhesion; cell surface; integrin complex. Gene Ontology annotation, biological process: cell adhesion mediated by integrin; integrin-mediated signaling pathway; cell migration. NCBI's taxonomy places the organism in Eukaryota, Metazoa, Chordata, Actinopteri, Anguilliformes, Congridae. The transcript has 15 exons. The record is from RefSeq and is a predicted model, not a curated record. Gene Ontology annotation, molecular function: integrin binding. Bases 187 to 2511 code for a protein of 774 amino acids.
AGGGAUUAACGUUGUUUAUUCGUUAAAUACAGAAACGUGCAAAUACAAUGCGGUCCCUGCGUUCCCGUUCCUGUCUUUUGUUAGAGAGAAAACCGGUUUCUCGUCCUCCCAGUAGAAUUUCCCAUUAGCGUUAGAAACUCCUGCCAUCACGUCUCAAACUGAACAGUGUCCGCUUUCAAUGCUGCUAUGACUUCCUGGAAACACUACAUUCUACGUUGCUUGGUCCUAACUGUCUUGAUUAAAACAUCUAAUUCUGCUGAUAACGAUUGUACUUCACCUUCCAUCAAAACCUGCAAUGACUGCCUCUCUCGUGGACCUGAGUGUGGCUGGUGCUUUCAGGAGGGAUUUCUAGAUGGAGCACAGAUAAAUGAAAGAUGUGACUUUGUUCCCAAACUGGUACAAAAAGGUUGUGAGCUGGAAUUUAUUGAACAUCCUGCAGUUAGAGUGGAAGUGAACACCACUCUGUCCAGCACACAGGUGAUGCCAAAAGAGAUCACAGUUCAGUUGCGAGCAGGCAGUGAAACCAGCUUUGUUUUGGAAGUACGACAGUUGGAACGGUACCCUGUGGACAUGUACUACUUGGUGGAUGUGUCAGCAUCGAUGCAGGACAAUCUAGAUAGGCUGAAGACUGUGGGCAUCACCUUGUCACAGAGGAUGAAGGAAUAUUCCAGUGACUUCCGAGUGGGCUUUGGUUCAUUUGUGGACAAACCAGUCUCUCCAUACAUCAAUGUUCACCCCUCAAAAAUCAGCAAUCCCUGCAGUGACUAUGACACCCAGUGUCGCCCAGCACAUGGGUUCAUCCACGUGCUUCCCGUGACUGAAAACGUGACCGAGUUCACCCGUGUGAUCAAGCAACAGCGGAUAUCCGGGAACAUGGACACACCCGAAGGGGGCUUUGAUGCCAUGCUGCAAGCUGCCGUGUGUCAGAGGGAGAUUGGCUGGCGCCCAGAAGCAAAGCAUCUCCUCUUGGUUAUGACUGACCAGCCCUCUCAUCUGGCCUUGGACAGCAAACUGGCUGGAAUUGUGGUUCCCCAUGAUGGCAACUGUCACCUGGAGAACAACACCUACACCCAGUCUACCAUCAUGGAGCACCCCAGCAUUGGCCAGCUGGCUGAAAAGCUACUUGAAAACAGUAUUUAUUCCAUAUUUGCUGUGGAGCAGGUGCAAUAUAAGUGGUAUGAGGAUCUCAUUCCCUUACUGCCAGGUACCUAUCUGGGAAAACUGCUGCCUAAAGCCUCAAAUCUAAAAGAUUUAGUCAUUGAGGCAUACAAGAAGCUCCUCUCAGAUGUUGAGCUGGAGAUUGUGGUCCCGAACCAUCAAAUCCAUCAAUUUUGGGUCAACAUCACUGCCCUGUGUCCAGAAGGAUCCAGAACCCAGGGCCCAAGCAAAUGCUCCAAUGUCAGACCAAACCAGAUUGUUUACUUCAACAUCACAAUUGGAAUGAAAACUUGCCCUAGUCUAGAGGAAGAGGAGGAGGUUCUAGUCAUCGUCAGACCUGUAGGAUUUAACGAGACGACUGCAGUGAGAGUGAGACCCGUGAGCAGGUGUCAGUGUGGAGAGCGGGAGGACUGCCUCGAUGAGGAGAGGGGCUCGGCCUGUGAUGACGCACUCCACAGACCAGGUCUGAGGGUGGACUGCCAGCCCACUGGCACAGGGCCCGAAUGCAGUGGCAGAGGAACGUGCAUAUGCGGAAAAUGCUCGUGUGACCACAGUGGGCUGGGGACCAUCCAUGGGAAAUACUGCCAGAUCGAUGACUUCUCCUGCCCCUAUGAGCAGGGCCUGUCCUGUGGAGGACGUGGUCAGUGUGUCCUGGGCGAGUGUCAGUGCAGGAACGGCUGGACAGGAGAGAGCUGUGGGUGUCCUCUGUCCACUGAGACCUGUCUGUCAGAAGAUGGGACCCUGUGCAGCGGGCAGGGUAGAUGCAUUUGCGGAAGGUGCCAGUGUGAUGACCCCCGGCGUUCCGGACAGUUCUGUGAGAAGUGUCCCUUGUGCAACGGCUCCUGUCAGUCACACUGGAGGUGUGUGCUAUGUCACCUGUCACAUGACUUUUCAGUCCUGGGAGCAACAGAGUGCAAUAGGACCUGUUCUUCUAUGGUCCACUAUGUUGAUGGCAUUCUUGGAUCCACCAGUGAUAACUCCAAGCUUUGCGUCUACCCAACUCAUGAGAGGUGCCACAGCAGGUUUCAGAUAGGCUCUGUGCAGGGUGUCACAGAGAUUCUCCUCGGCAGGCACCCCGAGUGCAUUUCCAGCCAGCAGUACAUUACUACGUUCAUCUUGGUCUUUCUUCUCACGCUUCUCCUGGGUUUGAGCGUCAUAACCCUGGUGAGAUUCCUGCUGAUUCCCAGACCUCAGACACCUGGAGAAAACACUGUGGCAGUGUUCCAUGUAACUAAUAAGGAGAAGUCCUACGUCCCUACUCCCAGCGAAAAGACUAUAACUUACAGAAGAGAGCAGCCCCUCGAGAUGCACAUCCAUGUUCACAAGAUGCCCCUGAAUCAAGUUUGGCCGUAAGUCACAGUGGACAAUGACCCAACCAAACCACACUCUUCCUGUGAUUUUGAUUCUGCAAGUGCAGCAUGUGUUUAAAAUCUGCUCCGUGAACAACCUAAUACAACAGAAUGACCAUUAGGUUAGUCAGUUAACUCAUUUUAGACUUAUAACAGUAACGAAGGUUAGGACCUGUAGUGUAUAAUUAUUUGUAGGCGGAGAAGACACCUCUUCUGAUAGAUGAUGAUGAUGAUGAUGUGUAACUGGGAUAGACAAGAUAAGUAAACCAUCGCUGGUGGGCAUAUGGUCAGAUAUAACAGCAGUUAUAGAACUGCAGUUUAUAUUCAUUUAGCAUGUGCCAUUGGAGCUGAAGCAGUCAUACUUGAAAUGUUCAAUAGACGUUCUAUCAGUUUCAUACAUCAUAUAUGGUUUAUUUACAUUUUGAAAGAGCAGCUUAGAGGCUGUAGAGCAGUGAUGUCAGGUUUGAUCUUGGAUUGCCAUGGUCCUUCAGUAGGUGAUUUAUGCUUAUUUAAUAUAAUGAAGUGAUGGAGUGGUUUUAACAGUUAUCAGAAACAUUGGGAUCUCAAUGGACACCUCCUGCUAUUUGAUAGUUUGUGUGUUUACUGUCUACUUCAUCAGUGGAUUCCUUGAGCUGAGAUUUAAUGUGUUUUACUUUCAAAGCAAAACAGAGUAAAGCACCUUUCAUUCAAAUCUAUUUAGCUUUCUUUAUGAUGUUAUACCUUCAAUUUGAGAAUUGGGCUUCUAAUAAAUGUUCCAUCAAGGGACAUUUACAGCAUUUUAAACUUUGAAUGUUCCUUCCAACAUACUAAACUCAAGUUUCAGUUUUCAAGUUCCAUUUCUCAAAGCAGUUCACAAUGUGAUUAAAAUUCAGACACUUCAAAUUUGUGGUUUAGGUACACGUAAUACAAGCUAAUAAUGCAGUGCUGUAUUAUUGGUGUAUUUUAAUGUUGGAAAAAAGAGGACAAUAUGGCACAAUUUUGCUCGUCAAUAUUUUUUUUUUAAAUUUGCUUUCAUAUGCGUUUGUUAUUUCUUUAUUUUUUUUGACGAGGUUCACUUCAUGAUAUAAGAAUCCUUUAGAGAUAGGCAAACCCAUUUGAAACAAUAGUACAUUAAGCAUCAGCUUCAAUUAUACUUAAAGUAUUAUUCAAUUGUAUACUUCAGGUGUACUUAAGCAUACAAUUUUUUCACAUGAGCAUCCUACCAAAGGCUGCCAUCUAGUGUCAUAUGGUCAUGAUGACUUGAUUCAAAAACAAAUGGAAAGAAAAUAUUGUAUUCAUAUCCAGUCAUUCUAAAAAUGUUUUAGGGUAUUCAUGAAGCAUAUUUAACACUGAGUAUUGGACUUCUGGUUUAUAAAGCAUUCAUAGGCAAAAAAAUAUUACAAAACAUACUUGUAAUAUAUUAACAUUUGUCUAUAAUUGCUUUAUAAACUGCAAAUGCCAUAUUCUAAUGUAAGGCCAAGUAAUAUAUUCUUCAUUGUGAAGCAUGAUAUAAAGUCUGAGUUAAAAUGUGACCUUGUAUAUUAUACAAUCAAAAUGUUUUCACUUAGGCUAGUGAAUUUCUGAAAGUGAUUUGGCCAGUUUAAAGAACAUUCAUGCUAAUCAAAAUGCACAUGUUUCUUCCCUCUCAUUUUCAAAGAACCAAACCGAUGCUAGCAAUAUUUGGGCUGAUUGUUGAUUGUUUUACAUUUCAAAUGAUGUCUUGUGCCAGUAUUUCAGAAGCAGAGUCCAAACAUAUUUCACAACUUUCUUCAUUGAAAUCUAUUAUGUUAUUUUGGUGUAAAAUCAGUGGUCUGUAUUCUCAGUGGAUUGAAUUGAAAAAUGUUGUGAUCAUUUGUGCAUUACUACUGUUUUAGACUUAGAUAUUGUAAAACAGACAGGGGGGUUGACCUUAUAAUGUCCACCAUGAUGCCUACAUCUGUAGGCCAAUGUGUGACCACCAGAGGGUGCUAUGCUGGAACUAAGCCUAAUGGCACAUAGAAUGACAGAACAUCCCAAGGAUAUAAAGUCAGAGAUUUUCAAGUGAAUACUUCACUUGGGGCAGUAGGCAUUUCCUCCAUCAUUGCACUGGGCAUACCUUGAGUCUGUUAAUAAUAUUUGAGAGUGAAUUGUGCUACCAGGGUGUCAAAUCUUAUCCAGAAAGGGCCAGUGUGGGUGCUGGGUUUUAUCUCAGCACUAAUACACCCAACACUAUUUAUCAAGGUCUUGCUUGAAGAACGUGAUUAGUUAAUUUGUUGAAUCGGGUGCUGGCCUAAAGCAAAAACCUACCCCCACACUGGCCCUUAAAUAAGAUUGGACCACCUCUGUGUGGAUAGUUACCUUAGGAGAAAUAUUGAUGACUAUUCAGUCAUUGGAGUACCCGCCCCUUAUGUUUGUCUUAUGAAAUCAAUGUUAACAUUUGUUUACAUUAGCUGCUGUUCAUGUUUUGUUGUAACACUAAUAUAUGUAUUUAUUGAAAGGCUUUGUGUUAAUGUUUCGAGUUCAGAUGUAUAUUAAUGUGUACUUUGAGUUAUUUAAGUUCUUGGGUUGUAAACAUUUUAACUACACAGAGCUAAUUGCUUCUCAUAUUUAGCAAAAUGUGUAAUCUCCAUGUUUACCAUGUAGUUUCAUCUAAAUAUGAUAUUACGGUCAGUGAAUUCCAACACACUUUUGGACCAUAUUGUCAAAGAUUUGAAUUACAUUUCACAUGAUGAUUUGGCUAAUAAGAAACCCCUAUAACCAAAAUUACACUGGCCACAGAUCAUCUGGGAGAUAUGGGCUAAUGAAGUUUGUACUUAUUAUUGUGACUCCAUGACUUUGAUCUCCAUUAAUUGCUCCAUUUAAUUACUGUUAAAACACUAUCAGUACAAUAAAAAUAUUUUCUGUUGUCAUUUUAUGUCUGGUUUUCCAUUUUUGUUUCACUGUUAGACGGAUGCAUAACCAAUAAAGCUUUAGGUUGGUGUCAGUGCAAUCAAAAUGAGUAUAUCAUAUUUUUUGAUGACAUUGUGAUUCCCAUGUUGUGCUUUUGGUGGGGGGGUUUGUUCAACUUAAUCUUCUAAAUCAGAGAUCAGAUCAUGGUCCAGAACUGCUGCUUUUCCACCCUCCCUUAACAGGGAGUCAGAUGUGAAGACAGACUGGCCAAUCAGCAACGCUUAUUGUUCAGUGAAUUACCCGGUAGCAAAGAAAACCAUGGCUGGAUUUAGAUUUGAGGUCCAGAUUUGUCCCUGUUCUAAAUAAUGAAAACAAUUGCUGUGGUGUGCUACACAGUAUAGCAACAUUGUAAUUAAUUAGUGAUAUAAACCAUGUGAUUCUACUUCAGAUAAGUAAUGAUAUCUCAGCUAUGCCUCAAAUAUCCAAGACCAAAUUUUCUAGAGAUGGUGAAAUUAUAACCUAACUUUGGUGAAUGAAUCAAUUUUAAAACAGAUUUAAAAAUUAUAAUCACUCCACUCUGUUACCUUUCAUGUAAAAGUUAGAGCUGAUGAAGACCUAUAUAGUGAUGGAAAAUCCAUUUCUCUAGGACUUAUAGUAAUGGAGAUGGGCCAAGUCAAAUUCAUGGAGUCAUGCUAAUUAGUGCAAAUUUUGUUAGCCAAUAUCUCCCAAAUGUGGAAUCCAAGACGAGUAUAAUUUCAGUUUCAUGCCCAGUCUAAUUAAAUGCAGUCCAAAAGUGUGUUGAAUUGACUUAGACAUACCCAUUAUCAAGAAAACAAGAUUCAUAAUUUUGAAAACAGUAUUAAAUUGCAAGCUUAGGGCAUUAUCGUAGUCAUGAAGAAGAAAAGUAUGAUCGUAAGACAUCAAAUGCACCUGUUUAAUUUGUUACUUUCUGUAAAUGGUAUCUUGAGAUCUAUGAAUAUUAGAGUAUUCUUAAUAAAACACAAUGGUACAAUAAA